Paramacrobiotus metropolitanus is the source of this 3410-nucleotide messenger RNA. Its product is annotated as nascent polypeptide-associated complex subunit alpha, muscle-specific form-like. The coding region runs from base 325 to 3126 and encodes 933 amino acids. NCBI's taxonomy places the organism in Eukaryota, Metazoa, Tardigrada, Eutardigrada, Parachela, Macrobiotidae. The transcript has 5 exons. The record is from RefSeq and is a predicted model, not a curated record.
UUCGAGACUUCUUCGUCAUGGAAUCGACUGGGUCUGGAAUCGAUCUAGAUUCUUUGAUUCUAGAUUGAAUUUUGAUUAAUAAUUUAAUACAAUAUCAUCGCUAUUAUUAAGAGAGCCAAUACCCAGAAUUACAGUUUUUGUUCCAUUUCUUGCGAUAAAAUAUACGGUACUUUAUUAUUUUGGUCUAGUAUAUGCUGGUGCGAAAUUAAUAUCCCGGAUGGUAGUUCAGCAGGCUGCAAAGCGCUUGCAGCUUGCCCGAUGCAUGUGAAGAUUGUGAACCGAGUGAGUGACUUCUCUAUCUGAUAUCAGAUUCUUAUCAUUAUCAUGACAUCGCGCAGCAGUGGCAGCACGAAGGCUCCGUUUGUGCACGAAGAAGCUGAUCGUCAACAGCCGAUUAAACUGCCCGUGGAUUUCACUCCGCCAGUCGUCGUUCACGUCUGCAACCCCCGGAUUAACAUUGUGGACGAGCAGAGCGCGCGGAGUCUGCGCUCGGUGCUGCUGGGGAAGGGAGCGACGGAUCGCGACUGCACUUCCAGCUGCCAGCCAGCGCCACCAACGCAAGGGCAGCCGUCGCCCGCGAUCGUCCUUCCUUCCGUCAGCCCUUUGCAGAAUGGGGCGAUGACGGGUGGCGAGAAGGAUCAUCAGGCAGCAGGACCCCCUGCAGGCGUCCCGAGUGUUGUGGCCCGACGCCAAGAGCCCUUCUCCUUCUGGCAGGCAUCCAAGUGGCGCGAUCUGUUUGCAUCGGGCAUGCAGAGCUUACUGCGCAGGAAAGACUCUUUGCCCAGGCAGGAAGAGCGAUCCAGUUCGGUGUCCUCCAUCGCGGGUGCAACUUCUCCGAGCACUGACUCCACUGUGAAGGCAGAUAAACGCUACUCUGGUGAAAUGCAUCAGCGGGUCGCAAAAUCCAACUCGGCAGACGCUGGUCGAGCCAGCCAGGCAGCUGUCAGUGUGGCGCCCGCUGCUGUGCCCCAGCGGAGUGCGCUCGAUGAGGCUGUCUUCUGCGAUGUGGAUUCGCUGAUGACCGAAUCCAGCUCCAGUGACGGCGGUGCGCCUUCGCCACGCAGCGUGUCGGACGUGGAGGAAGACAUGGUCCGCAUUUGCGACGCGGAUAAAAAGUUCACGGGGCCCAAUCCCAGUCGAACUCCGCAACAACCGCUGUUCAAUUCAUCGCGGCCGCCUGCUCGACCAGUUCACCGCGUGUCUUCAUCGUCUGUCAGUGUCUCACGCAACGCCAGAAAUUCCGCAACGAUUAGUCGCUCGCGCUUCCUCCCGAAAAAGGACUCCGUCGUGGAUCUGACGAGGGCGUCCAGUGCAGCCAUCCAGACAUGUUUGAGCGACGGCAGCAUCACGUCGUUGCUUGUGACACCGCCCGGGUCGAACCAGCCGGGCUCCAUGCUGUCCGUGCGUCCAGUCCAGCUCCCUCUGCUGCCUGCCGACCCUCCACUCCCUCUUCGCCGCAGCAUCAGCACCAGCUCCAUCUCCUCCACCGACUCCGAGAGCGCGCCCGCGCCGCCCCUCCCCCAGGCUCCAGUCAGUGCGCCGGGGAAGGCGGGGGAAAUGUUGUUCAUGUGCAAGCUGGUCUCGGACACGCCCAUUGAUCCCUCCAUCCCCAUCGCCACCAUGGACAUCGUCUCCGCACCCGAGCACGUCCGUCGCACGCUCCUGGGUGAUCGUGCCGCUGCAUCGGGAUCAGUCCCAGCUGCCGUGGAGAGGGAGAGAAGGCCUGUGGGAACAACCACCGCGGAAUUCCCUGCGCGAAGAGGAAUUGCGCCUAGCCCAGCGGAACCUAAGCGUUCUGAGUGUACAACGCAGCAGGAGAAACGCUUUCCAAGUGGAGCCGAUGAUCGCUUGACGGCCCUUAGUAAACGGCAGCGUACGGGCUCCUUGGAAGGCCCAAAUGUUUCCGUCCCUUCCGACGCGCGGAAGCCCCUUUCCGGCAGUCUCUCCGUGCCGUCUACGUCAUCCGCGCCCCAAUCGACAGCACGCCAAAUGAGUGCCGAACCGACUGUGCCGAAUCUCAACCAGGGAACCCAGUCGGCAGGACGCCCACACGAGGACCAGCUGCAGGCGGUGAUUGCCAAAAUCUCCAGGAACCACCAGGACUGGCGUUUGGUCAAGGGCGCUCCCAGCAACGGCACAACGGCAACGGCAACGGCAGUCCCGGCCAAGAAGCGCGUGGCCCCCGCGCCGGCCAAGCCGCGGAUCGCGCCGCUGCCGGCCAAGCACCUGGCGCCCCCCAACCUCGACACGGUGCAGCACAAGAACCCCCUGGACCCGCCCACGCGCAUCGCCCACACUCCGUCCUUCGUCAGUGUCCGGCGAGGGGAUAAGCCCGAUAAGGACAAGGGAACGACGAAUACGCUAACGCCGGAAAGCCCCUUGUCUCCUGCAACGCUUAGCGAGCCGUUUUGUACCGACAGAAAUAACCCGAACGAUAAGCGUGAUUCCACGGACACUACUCGAUCUGCAAGUUGUGUUGGUGGUCCGCAACUUCCGGCUACAACAACUACGUUGCAGAGUGAUCCGAUGAUCGGUGCUGAAUCUCGCCAACCCAGCAGUCUCAUUCAACUGGCCCCGACUAAGGAAAAAGCUGGCCUUGGCCUCUUAAAGAAAUCAUCCGUAGCCAUAGCAAAGAAUGGCCCGACGCCGGGCGCGGUGCAUGUUGCGCGGGACUCCCGACGCGUCGCUGGCGCUGGUGCAGCCAGCUCCGUUGCUGCACGUCCCCGCCCCGUUGCUGCUUCAGGCGGCGUGCAGCCUCCUGCCACGCUGCCCGUCACCGCGGCAGUCGACCCCCGCGGCGGAGCGCGCCCUGACGCGGCGCGCUCAACGGACGGAGAGGUGCCGUUCCGCCUGAUCCCCUUCGGCCCGGACCCGGACGCGCCGCGCCCCCGGGGCCCCGGACUGCAGCCGGUGCCCUGGGCCCGCGAGGCGCUGGCGGCCAUUGCCCGUGCCGCCGAGGGCCAUAAGACCAUGCAGCCGGUACCCUGGGCGGGGACCGUCGCUGCCACGGGCUCGGCCUUGGUCGGGGAAUCGGGCUGCCCGGACUCGCCGCAUCCGUCCGAUCCGCGGCUGUCGGGACUGCAGGGUUCGCUGUUCUUCAAGGGACGCCGCGACAGUGCCAACUGAUGAAUAUGAUACUGUCUGUGACCUGUGCCUGCUUCCUCUUGGUCUCCCGAAACGUGUGAUAAAGGCAUAAAGCUUGACGUUUAGAGAACACGUUGAUUCUAUCAUUUCUGUAGGCAGAAUUGAUUGUCGACAUCUGUGUUCGCUUUGAAUUGCUCAGUGCUUCUAAUGUUUUCCACUGUGCGGCGUGUGAUGAGGAUUUUGCUUUCACCAAGAGCCAGUUGUUGUUUUUAUUAGAAAUUUGUUUGUCAAUCUGACGAAGUGAUCAAGAGCUGGACAUUCCUUUU